Molecule: messenger RNA, 1329 nt
Organism: Caenorhabditis bovis
Lineage: Eukaryota; Metazoa; Nematoda; Chromadorea; Rhabditida; Rhabditidae
Source: the annotation of a GenBank genome assembly
AUGAGGAUAAUUGAAUUGAUCCUAAUUAUGUUUAUUAAAGAAUGUUUGAGCACAAAACUCAAGAUUCUGCGCUUUGAUGGCGGAAAAGCCCAACUAGACACGACGUCGGUGACGUCUGAUGAUUUAUUUGAAUUUAACUCCAAAGUUUUCGGAUUGAAGGCAAAUGAACCCGUGGGUAAUCGACCAAGAGCGCUUCUGAUAAUCAGCGUGGUCGGAUCAGAUUCAAUAAAUUAUAAGGAAGUUGGAAACGAGUAUCAUUUCUUGGAGAAAUUUCAUACUCACAAUAUCAAGUCGCGUUUAAUUGAAGCAUCCAAAAACCAAUCCGAGCACGUGAAUGUCGAUUCGUCGGGGAUUAUUGGAUCCAAUAUUGCCUACAUUGCCUCGAAAACUCCGGUGAAUGUGGAGAUUUUCGUGUCGAAUCCGCUCGUGAAGCAAGAAUUGCUAAAUGUAUACAAGCUUAGCGAAGCCGUGAAAAAAUUUGACUUCAAGAAAAAGGAAGCUGUGGAUUUUUACAGGAUUCACUUCCAUGUAUCUCAUUUUAAAAGCUUCAAACAAGAUGACGAAGUACAUGAAGUCGAAAAAGCUAUGGCAGAGAUCAUCGCAAGCGUUGUCGAAGCGUACGACAAAGGAGUAAUGGUUCAAAUCUACUCGCACGCGGUUUCAAUCGACGAAAUCAACAAGAAUAUUCGUCCGUUCUCGGCGCGCCAUCUUGAAAAAAUGCGCGAACGAUAUCAAAUUCAUCACCCGAGGCUUCCCGAUGAUUCCGUCAUUUUUCUUAUCAAUAUAUUCGUCGUUUCUCUUAUUGGAUUUGCGAUAGUUUCGUUUUUGUGGUUCCUCGCCGCCUCCGACGAUAUGGGUAAGAAUUCGAUUGUCUACCGCCUCUCGAUGAAUGCUCAAACUUGGAACAAAUAUCGCAAGAGCAAUUAUCAGACCGGCUCGAUUUUGCAGUUCCAAUGCAGCUCAGGAAGCGAUGAGCCGAUUGUGUUAGAGAAAAAUCCGUACACAAAGGAGCCGAGGAAAUGCCUUCUGUGUCGGACCGGAAUUGAAUUGGAUUACAAAAAUGCCCGAUUGUUGCAGAUGCCCAAUUUUGCUCGAAGGAUUAUCUGUACAUUAAUCGUAUUACAGCAAUUCGUUUCAACGUUUUCCGGACGAGUAUACGAUCGACACAUUACUGGAUUGUGCGAUGAGCAGCAGAAGAAGCUUCUCGAAGCAAUUGCGAAAUCGCGCCGCGCUGGAUACAUGCCGAUCUUUGUGAAAGAUCCGAAGUAUACAAGUGAUCCGAAGCUUUUUGAUCCACUUCGACCAAUUCGCCCACAUUCCUUCGCCUGA